Molecule: messenger RNA, 834 nt
Organism: Spodoptera frugiperda (fall armyworm)
Lineage: Eukaryota; Metazoa; Arthropoda; Insecta; Lepidoptera; Noctuidae
Exons: 1
Coding region: 317-610 (97 amino acids)
Source: RefSeq, a predicted model, not a curated record
CAGAUUCCUUUUCACCGGCGCCGGCCCAAUAUGCUUAACUAACUGUAAAAUAUUUCUUUGCGAUCGUCGUCGCUGGUUUUAAGACAGUUAGCCAUAUAGUCAUUGGCAUGACACACAAUAGUAUCGGGCCCACAGCGUGCUGCCUUCAUUCGCCCGAGCGCCAACAUUCCGUUAACAGUCUCUUCACUUUUCAACGCAACUCGGUCAAAGACAAUUCUAUAAUGCGAAAAAGUUUGUAACGCUUCUAUUAAACGGACUAAUAAAACGUGAACGCAUCGUAAUUUGACAGUGAAUUUGGCGGGAAGUUGAAAAUAAAAUGGCGCGCGCAUUUUUCGUGAUUUUCGCUCUUAUUUUGGUUUUGUCUCCUUGUGAAAUGUCGAGGCGGAAGAUUAAGGAUUAUCCUACGGAUAAGCAGCUGACUUUGCAGAGGAAGGAGACGACGCCAGUGGAUUUCACAAGAUUAGUGGUGAUGAGAUUGGUGUACGGUUUCGCGAAAGUUCUUGGCUUCGAGGAGCCAAUUGGUGAAGUGAUGAACGGUGCUUUCGUGCCUCCAGGAGCUGAUGAUGAUGACUUUGAUGACGAUGACGGUGACUUCUUCGAUGACUAUUAACUUCAAGUGCAGUGCGCGCCUCUUUUCGAUACCAAAUAACUCGCAUUUACUCAUUUAAUGUCUUUGUAAAUUAUUUAUUAACUUAUUCAACUGAUUAUUUAUUGAAACUUAAUUUAUUUUAGUGUAAGAUUGUUUUUAAGUGAGUACAGAAUGAUAGAUUUCUACGUUAUAAGGAAACGCCUGUAUUAUUAAUAGACUGUCUAUACUAUAGAUAUUUAAUUAUU